GUACUUUUUGAAUGUUUCAUAGUUUAAUAAAGAAUAUUCAUAUCAUAUCAUGAUCGCUAUUUUUUAUUGUUACAGACAAUAUGCCGUCGUUGCUAGAAGCCCUAGAACGUAAGUAUGGCGCGAAAGGCGAAGUAAAUCCGUCUAUUGACGAUAUGCCGGUCGCUAUAUUCGUGCCUAAGCGGUCGCCACGGCUAAGCGUGCCAACGCUGCUGGUGCUUAAUGACUGCGAGAUCGACUGCGCGGGUGAAGCAAGAGGACUCGCCGACAAAUGCGCGGACGUAGUUGAACUCGAUCUUGCCAACAACAAACUCACCGAGUGGAGAGAGAUAUUCGCGAUACUUGAGCAUACACCGCGUGUUCGAUUCCUUAAUCUAAGCUUCAACCGUCUCUCAGCUCAGAUUCAAGCAGCGCAGGCACUAUAUCCUCGAUGGGAUAGUCUCAGUCACCUGGUCCUAAACUCCACAUACGUACGCUGGCCGAGUGUACACGCGCUACUCAAAGCUCUUCCAGCUCUUGAAGAGUUGCACUUGAGCCUGAAUGAGUACUCGUAUAUAGAUUUCAGCGGAAAGGACGUCAAUGAAAAGGAAAAAUGUGAAGACUGUUCCCGUCUAAAUGUGGAAGUGACAGAACCAGUUCACGAUCAGUUAAAGAAACUACACUUCUCUGGAAACCCAAUCAGUAGCUGGCGAGAAAUAUCUAAAUUAGGCUACGCAUUCCCUAACUUAGAAACGUUGUUGGUUAACGACUGUCCUAUAACGACGCUAGCGCCAGAUCCGUGCGACAAAUGUUGCGAUAGUAAUGGAAAUAAGAAAAGUCACGACGCAUUCUCGCGUCUCCGAUUUCUAAACCUUAACAACACAGACCUCUCAACGUGGGAUGAGGUGGAUCGGCUAUCAAAAUUUCCUGCUUUGAAGAGUUUACGAGCGCAAGGCUGGACUUUAUGGGAGAGAUGUGAUUCUACGGAGCACGAGAGGCGGCUGUUGAUGGUCGCGCGACUGCCACACGUGCGGACGCUCAACGGCGGCGGGGCAGUGCCGGCUGAGGAGCGAGACGCAGCUGAACGAGCCUUCAUACGGUACUACAUGGACAAGCCCGAGGCUGAACGACCAGACAGGUACUGGGAGCUCGUCCAGGUACAUGGCAAGUUGGACCCCCUCGUGUCAGUGGAUCUACGGCCGGAGAAGCGGGUGCAGAUAACCUUCACUUGCGGCGACACGAGCGAAGUUCGCACCGUCGAUGUUUACAGAACUGUGUCGGAUUUGAAGUCUCGUUUAGAGCGGCUAGCCGGCUUCCCUGCGUCCAAGAUGAGAUUGUUUUACGUAGAUCAAGAACUAAGAGACACCGAGCUUUUCCCCGGACCGGAGGAAAUGAAAAUACCCACAAAGCAACUAUACUCUUAUAACAUUAGGUCUGGCGACGAAAUAAUAAUAGAGUCCAAAUUGCAGCACUCUAUAUCAGUCAAAUCGUCCGCGUGAGACGUAAAAUAAGAUUUAAAUUGUUUCGCUGACUGAAGGUUGGUUGCAUUUCUGCAUAUAGCAUGAUCUACUUAGGAGAUAAAUCAGGAUUUUUUUUUGUAUUAAAAUACACAUAUAUUUUGUUACGUUAAAAACGUAUUAAAUUUUAUAUUCAGAAAUGCGACAAUCUUCUUUGUAAGCAACUUCCAAAUCAGACUUUUUAUGCCAUGUGACUUUUAACGUGCUAGUGAAUUUCAUUUUUAUUUGACCUUGUCCAUUGUAUUUAUUAAUUGUUCUAUGUUCAGUAUACUAACACAAGUGAGUAAUUAAUGUUUUUAGUUUUCUUUUUAUAUAAGAUAAAAAGAAAUAAGGUAAUGAUGCCUAAGAGCACAAUAUUUGACAGCCUAACUGGUAAAAAAAAACAACGAAACUGUCCUACGUUUUUACUAGAUAGUUUCCUUUUGUACAGAAAUAGGAAAAAUUAUUCUUGAAUACACUGUUUUAAGUAAAUGUGACUUAAGGCAACAUUACCUUAGUACUGUAAUCACAAUCUGAAUUUACUAUUUGUCACAAACAAUAUAAUUUUUAAGCUUUUUCGCCAGCUAAAACAUUAUACAAAAGGGAAUUACAGACUAGAUAGAUAAUAGCUAUUUACACUAUGUAUUGUAUUGCCAUUGUUUAUUUUUUCGUAGACCAAAAUCAAGCGAAAAAUGAUUUUAUUCUGUAUUUUUUUUUUUUGUAUUUGCAAUAAACAACUGUGAUAAUAAAUUUUAAUAGAUGGCUGAACUGAAACAUUACUUUAUUACUAUAUUCGUAUAUACAAAACGAUUAAGUUACGUCAUUAAAAAUAAAAACAAUUAUGUCAGCUACUUAUAAUAUGUAAAAGUAUGCUUGUUAACAAAACUUAAAGUGAUACUAACUGCCAUUUUACGAAAGUAUACCAUAUACAAUAUACGUUUAAUUAUCAACAAAAACAUAUGAACGCUGUCCUGUACUUAUCUUAAUUUUUAGUGACUAUGCCCAAAAACUGUGAUUCCUAGAAUUGCCAAAUAUAAAAAUAGUUCUUCAAAUUAUGGAAAAAUUAUAUACGAAUGAGAUGGCAGUUCUAUAGGUGACAACAUUAUGCAAAUCAUUACCCAUUGACACAUUUUUGUUUUUAGUGUUAGUACCUAAUAAAAAUAAGUGAUGAUGAAUUAAAGAAUAAUUAGGUGUAAUUAUCACAUUGUUUUAUUACUCCUAGUUGGUUUGUUUAAUCAAUAUAUAAACUUUUUCCAUAAAUAGCUAACAUUGCAUUUUGUACUUGUUCCAUAAUAUGUGUGUAAACCUCAAUCCAACUUGCACUAUUUAUUUCAUUAAUUCUCCGUUUUAGGAAAUUUACUAAUAUAUUUAAAUUAUCUAUUUUUCUUUCAACAACCAUCGUCCUCAUAUAUUCACAUAACAUGCUGACAUCGCAUGGUAGAGGAGUUUGCUCACUAUCAAGCCAAGCUCUGAGCAAUUCUCUAACUUUUUGCCAUGAAAGACCCAAUAAUCCUUGCCCUUUUUGGUCUUCAGCUUCAACUUUGUCACAUACCCUUUCUUUAUCUAUUUCAACUUUUUUUACCAUUGGAUCUUUAUAUGGAAUGUCUCUAAAAGGAAUAGUCUGUCCUUGAAGAAACUUAUUCAUUAAAUUACGGGAAGUAGAUGUGUUACAUUUCCGAGGUCUCCCUCGCCGUCUUAUUGGAGAUCUAGCAACUCCUAAAACAGGUGACUUUUGCUUUAAAGGUGAGACAAUUAAUGUCUUCUUAGGUGAAGUGACGGACUUUAGACUACCAAGUACACUUUUAUAAUCUAUUGAAGUUUUAUUAUCGUUUCCUGCAUUAUUGUCAUUUACAGGUUUAUGAGAAGAUAGAAAUUUACUUAUAGCUCCUUUGUUUUGGUUUGCAUUAAUAGUUUCCAAUUUGGUUAUUUGUAUCCCUAUACCCCUCAUUUCUUUCGCAUCUAUAUUUAUUUUUUUAUAUAAGGAAACAACUUCUCUAGCUAUCACUUCUGAGCUGUUUGUUGCAGUUGUAAGAGAUGUUGAUUUAUUUAUAAUGUUGCAAAAUCCAUGACCCAUAAAUUUUGCUGUUUCCACAGGGGCUCGUUCAUCUCUAACCAUAAGCUUUAAUGUUAUACAUUUUCCUAAUACUUUGAAUUGUUGCAUUCUUGUUUGGACUUCCAUACACAACUGUUUUAAAAAUUCCAAACAUUGUUCAGUAUUCUCAAAUCUAAUGCCAUAAUUUACUUCUGCUGAUACUGAUUUUCGGAUUGUGUGGUAUGACAAAGGGUUGGAAUCACGACCACGACAUUGAUCAAACAACUGAGCACCAGUUUUAUUCCCUAAAUGAUGUUGUAGUGUUACAAGAGUUAAGUUUUGUAAAGAACCGCAUGUUUGGUGCCCAAGAGAUUCUAACUUAUAAGCAGUUUGUCGACCAACUCCAGGUAAGUCUUUUAGUUUUAUCCCCACCAUGAAAUCUUCGACUAAAUCUGCUGUUAAAAAGAACUGCCCAUCUGGUUUUGCUUUUUUUGUGGCUAGUCUAGCCUGAAGACGAUUUCCACCGAACCCUGUUGAACAUGGACAGCCAGUUUUUUCUUUUAUUUCUGAUCUUAAACUGGUUGCAAAAUCUUGAACACUCAUGUUAAUAUCGUUAAUGAGUUCAGUGCAAUCAACAUACAUUUCAUCACAUGAUACUGCUUCUAUGUCUAAUGUAUAUUGUGCAAUGGUAUCAUACAGAGUAUAAGCAACUUCUUUGUAUCCUUCAAAGUCAUAUGGUAUUGUCUGCAAUUCAGGACACAAUCUUAAUGCUGGCCCCAUAAACAUUCCAUUACUUACACCUUUAGCUCUUGCUUCAUAUGAACAAGAAGCUAUUUCACUCAUAGACCCAAACUUUGCACCUUCAUCACCAAUAUUGUCCACUCUACUUUCAAUCUUGGUCCUUUCAUUUUCACCAGGUUUGCUAUAUUUCUGAGCAUAUUUUUGUUUAUAAAGAUUGAACUCUGUGUUCCUAUCUACUCCCUGCCUCUUAGGAUGUGUUUGCUUACCCUUGGAAUGGGUUACUGCAACAGGUUUGCCCCUAAGAUCUGGUCUAGUACGUAAUCCAACUGAUACAAAAAAACAAUCCAUAUCAAUAUGCAUUAUAAUUUUUCCCCUUUCAAAGUAUAAUUGUGAGCUGUUCAUAGGUAAAUGUAGGGAAAGAAAUCUACUCUUUAAUUGAGUACGAGCAGGAAACAUGAAUUUAUUAUUUUCCCGAAGAUCAUUUACAUAUUGCUUAAAACAAGCACCUAAUUGAGAUAUGUGAUGUAAUCUAGAGUUAUUAUAAAACUCUGAUAUAAAAUUAGGAUCGGCUGCUGUUUUUAUUAGAGUUUCUACAUUCUUUGAAUGAUUUGUUGGUAUGUUUUGUUUCAAAAUGUCACUCUCAUUAAUUUCAUCUGUAAUAAAUUGUUGUUCUGUUAAACAUUUGACAUUGUGUUCUGAUUUAGAAGUAUCACCUUUACUUUUAUUUUUGAGGAAUUCAAUUUUCCGUUGUGUUCUCGAAUGUCUGAAUAAUAAGUAAUCUUUAUAAUCAAGUAAUUUAUUAGAAGCUAUACUGUCAGUUAUCCAUUCUGGUUUAACAACUUUUGCUAAAGACAUAUUUUUUACUUUUGUAUCGGGUAAGUUUGAAGCUAUAACAAAAUCUUCACUUUUCUGGUAAAUGUGGUAUACACCACCAUGUUUAGACAUAAGAUCUUUAAGCUCGUCAGCUGAAGGAAUAGUGAAUCCAUUGACAUAAAUGCUUACCCCAUCGAAGAUUUGACUCAAUUUCUGAUCGUUACCAGCUCUUUGGCAGAAUUGUUCUUCCAAUUUUGCAAUCUUUGCCUGCAUAUAACCGCCCCAAGCCUCAAAACCAUUAUCUGGGAACUUUUCGUCUCGUCUACGCAUUGCGGGAGCUUUUAACAAAUUUUUUCUUAUCAAUCUUAGCAAAAGACAAUUAUAUGACACUUCAUUUAAAUAGCUAAAUACUUACACUUUGACCUAUUUUGAUUGUGAUUUUAAAGAAAACAUGUGUACUCUGUGCAUGUGCACUGCAAAAAUAUAGUAUACCUAUUAUAGGUCAGCACAGGGGAGAGGGGAGUGUAGGAAAAGCGCCAUACGAAGUUUCCUAACCAUUUAAUUAAAAUCUUAUAUCCGGGCCUGGGAUUGUGCAAUCUAAAAUAAAUAAUAAAAAUAUAUUUAUUCUAACAAAGCAGAAUGAUUUUUUUUGGUACUUUAUUUCGUAAAAAUUCUAACAACUGUAAAGAAAAUUAUCAUGGCACCUAAACCAAUCCUCUAUCUUUCAUGAAAGUUUCACCGUUUUAAAGAAAGUAAAAUUCACAUUACGCAUAUUACACAGCCAUAAAAUUUCUUUUAAGAAAUAAAACGUCAUAAAUUAAAAUAAAGACAAAGGGAUCUUUGUUC
This is a messenger RNA of Diatraea saccharalis (sugarcane borer), 5904 nucleotides long. The record is from the annotation of a GenBank genome assembly. NCBI's taxonomy places the organism in Eukaryota, Metazoa, Arthropoda, Insecta, Lepidoptera, Crambidae.